AUGCAAUCGUUGCACGCGCAGUCACUUCCACUUGUAGAGGAUGGAGUUGUUUGGAUUUCGAUCUCAGAACAAAUUGUUUGGGAGUCGAUCUUGCAGUCCUUCCUUCACGCGCAUGAGAAGCACGACACUUUCACCAUGUUGCAUUUGAAGGCCCUGGAGCAGACUGAGUACGCAGUCAACUUGGCUCGCAAUUUUUCUCAGUGCGCAGGUGCGGACACCGCUGUGCUCCGUGAGGCAUGGCAAAAUGCCCUGCGCGCGGAAGAACGAAGCAGUGAAGCCUUGUUGGAAGCGUGGUCUGCCACCAUCACAACAUCACACCGCCUCGAUGUGGCCGUGAAGGACGAGAGCUUCUUCGAGCGCGUUGCGCGCCACAUCGAUCUUGAUACGCGCUCGGCCAAGCGGCAGACUGCUCACCGGGGCCAUGUUGGCCACGCAGACUGUUCCAGCAAAAACCACACGGCUUUCGCCCAAGAAGUUUACGGCCAUGCGGUGCGAACAGUUGUUGCAGCCUUGCAACCAUUGGCCAUGCAGAUCAACAUCUUCAAGGCAGAACGGGCCCGGUGCACUGGUCAAGCUGAACUGGCCUAG
Molecule: messenger RNA, 588 nt
Organism: Durusdinium trenchii
Lineage: Eukaryota; Dinophyceae; Suessiales; Symbiodiniaceae
Source: the annotation of a GenBank genome assembly